AUGGAGGCGAUAGAGGAGCUCUCAGAACUAGCCGAUAUCACGACGCAAGCCUCCGGGCUGCUCGCGGACGAUGACCCGGCCGACGGCGCGACAAGGCGCAGCGGCGGCUCCUCGUUCCUCACCGUCGUCGCGCUCGGCAACGUCGGCGCAGGGAAAUCGGCGGUGCUCAAUGGCUUGAUCGGCCAUCCUGUGCUCCCUACUGGGGAGAAUGGAGCGACCAGGGCCCCAAUCUGUGUAGACCUGCAGCGGGAUGCGUCGCUCAGCAGCAAAACCGUUGUGCUGCACAUCGACAGCAAGUCGCAGCAGGUUUCUGCCAGUUCCCUCAGGCACUCGUUGCAGGACCGGUUGACUAAGGCUGGAAGUUCUGCUAAGGGUCGAUCAGACGAGAUAAACGUGAAAUUAUCCACCAGCACAGCCCCUCCAUUGAAAUUGAUUGAUUUACCAGGGAUUGAUCAGCGUAGCAUGGAUGAAUCAGCAAUUGGGAACUCUGUGGUACGUAGUGACGCAAUUCUGCUAGUUAUCAUUCCAGCUCUACAAGCGCCUGAUGUGGCAUCUUCUCGUGCUCUACGGCUUGCCAGAGAGUUGGAUUCGGAAGGUACUAGAACCAUUGGAGUCUUGAGCAAAGUUGAUCAGGCAGCUGGAGAACAGAAAGCUAUUGGUGCUGUUCAGGCCCUGCUUGCGAACCAAGGUCCAAGAACUGCAAAAGACAUUUUGUGGGUAGCUACGAUUGGACAAACUGUUCCCACUGCGUCUGCCCAGUCAGGAGUAGGUUCUGAAACCUCACCAGAAACUUAUUGGCAACCUGAAGCUGAAAGCCUUUUAUCUAUACUUUGUGGAGCUCCUCUUAGUAAACUUGGUCGAGUAGCUUUAGUUGAUUCACUUUCUAGGCAGAUAAGGACAAGGAUAAGAGUUAGGCUCCCACAUCUCUUGAAUGGUCUUCAAGGGAAGUCUCAAAUAAUUCAGGAGGAAUUAGCAAAGCUUGGAGAACAGAUGGUCCAAACUUCCGAAGGAACCCGGGUAAUUGCUUUAGGGCUUUGCCGGGAAUUUGAGGAUGUGUUUCUCCAGCACAUUGCAGGUGGUGAGGGUGCAGGUUGGAAAGUUGUGGCUAGCUUUGAGGGGAAAUUUCCAACAAGGGUUAAACAACUCCCUUUGGACAGGCAUUUUGAUAUGAAAAAUGUCAAAAAGGUUGUUCUAGAAGCCGAUGGCUAUCAGCCAUACCUGAUAUCACCCGAGAGAGGCUUAAAGUCUCUUAUAAAAGGACUUCUAGAGUUAGCAAAGGAACCAUCAACACUUCUUGUGGAUGAGGUUCAUCGUGUAUUGCUAGAUAUAGUAUCAGCUGCAGCAAAUGCCACUCCAGGACUUGGUAGAUAUCCCCCUUUCAAGCGUGAGGUAAUUGCGAUUGCAUCUGCUGCUCUAGAGGGUUUUAAAAAUGAAGCCAGAAAGAUGGUUGUUGCACUGGUUGAUAUGGAGCGUGCAUUUGUACCUCCCCAGCAUUUUAUCCGCUUGGUGCAGAAAAGAAUGGAAAGGCAACGUCAUGAAGAUGAGUUGAAAAAUCGCGCUAUGAAGAAGAGUUCAGAUGCAGACCAAAACAGAGCCACGAGCCCACUAGCCCAAGGAAAAGAAGAAUCAAAUUUACAAAUUCUAGGACCUGCUGGAGAAAUUACAGCUGGUUUUCUGUUUAAAAGGCGUGCAAAAGGAAAUGACUGGAGCAGGCGAUGGUUUGUUCUAAAUGAGAAAAGUGGAAAGCUUGGAUACACUAAGAAACAAGAGGAGAGACACUUCCGGGGUGUCAUCAAUUUGGAGGAGUGUAAUCUUGAAGAGAUUUUAGAUGAGGAAGAUCCUCCAAGAAGUUCUAAAGAUUCUAGAAGGUCAAGUGGGACAGAUUUCGGAAAAGCUCCUAGUCUCAUUUUCAAGAUUACUAAUAAGGUUGCUUAUAAACAUGUUUUGAAAGCUCACAGCAGUGUUGUACUGAAGGCUGAAAGUAUGGCUGACAAAACUGAAUGGGUUGCCAGAAUUAAGAGUAUUGUUGCAAAGAGAACAACUGUUUCAGAAGGUGGUUCACUGAUGAGGCAAAGCCAUUCAGAUGGUUCGCUAGACACAAUGCUAAGAAAACCUGCAGAUCCUGAAGAAGAGCUUCGAUGGAUAUCUCAGGAAGUUCGUGGAUAUGUGGAAGCUGUUCUCAGUAGUCUUGCGGCAAAUGUUCCCAAGUUAAGUAUUCUGGAUCUUGCUGUCGUUCUUUGCCAAAUUGAGAAGGCAAAGGAAGACAUGCUUAAUCAGCUCUAUACUUCCAUAAGCACGCAAAGCAUUGCCAGGAUUGAAGAGCUCAUCCAGGAGGAUCAUAACGUGAAGCGCAGGCGCACAAAAUUUCAAAUGCAAUCAUCCCUUCUGUCCAAGGUUACUCGCCUGCUCAGUAUCCAUGACAAUCGCUCAAAUGAUUCUGCUAGAUCAGAUAUUAGCCCAACCGAUGUGCAAUCCGGAGAAGAAUGGAGAUCUGCAUUUGAUGGAAGUAGCCGUGGCCAUCGAAAUAGUAAUGCAUCACAAGAUUGUGACUCGCUGGUCGGAACAAACUCUGGGAUUCGCCACAUGCCAAGUCGAACGCCGCCACAGCUGCCACCACAGGGCAGUCGCUUGGGGUAUGGCUUCUAAUUUAGCGCUUGUGAUUAUUGGCAGGGAACACAUUUUCUGGCUCCACGUGCUCUAAUGUCCAAUUGAUUCAGACUUUUCAGAAGAAACCCGUCCAUCUUAAUUUGUUUUGAUUAAUUCAAGUGACCAGUUCUCUAGGACUUACCCGGACUAUCUUAAUUUUUCAUACUAAAACCAGCAGUGACCCGUGCAAUUGC
Molecule: messenger RNA, 2840 nt
Organism: Lolium rigidum
Lineage: Eukaryota; Viridiplantae; Streptophyta; Magnoliopsida; Poales; Poaceae
Product: dynamin-2A-like
Exons: 22
Coding region: 1-2646 (881 amino acids)
Cellular component (GO): cytoplasm; microtubule; membrane
Molecular function (GO): microtubule binding; GTP binding; GTPase activity
Source: RefSeq, a predicted model, not a curated record